ACAAAAAGCACGCCAACGCCUCCCUUUUCCCAUCCUGCCGUUUCAAAGCCUUCUUUCCCUUUGUACAAAAAUCUGAGACGAAGCCAGGACGAGAACAAGGAGAGGAGAAUAAAGAAUGGUGGAGAGCUCAGGAUGCGUGGGAAUGGUGGCGGUGGUAGCGAUUUCGAGCAGCGUGGCCAUCUUCGCCCUCCAAAUCCAGAAGCGCCUUGCCUCCGAUUUCAUGAAGAAAGUUGAACUUGAGCUGGUUGCAGGUGGAGUGAAGAGUAACAGAGCGAAGAAGAAGGUGAGGUUUGCUGCCAACGUGGUUGAGCCGUCGGGGAACAACAAGGAGUAUCGGAGGAGGAAAGCUAAGGAACGUGGUAGAGCCGUCGGCGAACAAACUGUAAAUUGUUAGGUCUGGGAGCCAUUUUGUAUUUUUUAUUUUAUUUUAUUUUUUUUUUGGCAUUUUACAUGGUGAACCUUUUGUUUUUGCAGCAUUUCAUUGUUAAUUGUACAGGAGAAGUGAAAGGUCAAUGAGACUCUUAACGCAAUUUACAUUCGGAGUCUCUUAGUGGGGUGUCACUGUCAAUGGGCUCACCGUAAUACAUUGACAUUGACCAAUGUUAAAAACGGUGGAACCCACCUGACACAGGUGUCUCACUAUUGGACUCCGAAUGCAUUAAGAAUCAUGAUGUAACCGUUUCUCUGGCUCAAAACACUGAUUCUAAAAAAUAAAAAUAAAAAAUAAAAAAUGAAAUAACCAAAAAAAAAAAAAGAGAGA
Messenger RNA from Phalaenopsis equestris, 760 nucleotides. RefSeq lists its product as uncharacterized. Bases 116 to 394 code for a protein of 92 amino acids. The transcript has 2 exons. NCBI's taxonomy places the organism in Eukaryota, Viridiplantae, Streptophyta, Magnoliopsida, Asparagales, Orchidaceae. The record is from RefSeq and is a predicted model, not a curated record.